CACAUUUUCCAAGCAGACAGGAGCCACAAUGUGGCGCACGCUCGGUAGUGAACACGGUAUAUGACUCUUCAUUCAUAAACAGAGCGAAGGCAAACUGACUGACAGUUGAAUCGAGAGUAAGAAAAUCAACACUUCCGGACAAUUAAGCUUUUGACACCAAGAGAGCAAAUCACCACUUUUAUCUUGGCGUUUCUCCCUUUUCUUGAGGUUGUGUUUAUUUCACUAGUUUGUCACAGCUUCAGAUCCGAAGAAUGAGAGGGAAUCUUUCCCCGAACGAAGAUAUUUCAGCGUAUUAUUCAAUGAUGCCAGUCUCGGACUUCCAUGAAAAUGUUCCCUGUACGGUGGAGCCCGCGGAGAGUGUCUGUGGAGCGGCAGAACCUGUCACCUCCAGACCGCGGAUGGGGGAUACCUUUCUGGCGCAGGAUCGAGGAUGCGCGCAGGACGUAGCUGAAGAGUUAAAGGGGUGGAUUAGCUGUGCGGGCAUUAAUAUGUGCGCGUGCUGUGUGUGUUUCUGCCUGUGCUAAUCUCCGAGCCCGGAUGCCUGAUCAUCACAGGGUUGGAUGGAAGACCAACGUGACUGAGGGAGAGCACAGCACACAGAUCCCAUGAUGAUUCAGCCAUCCAUCAUUCUCUCUGCUGGGUUCUCCUGACCUUGGUGUCGUUCAGCUAGUACACGCACGCACGCACGCACACACACACGAGGCAGACAUAACUGAAGGAGAUCAAAACACAACGACACACACAUACAGCUUGUCCUGUAGCAGGGCUGAACACAUCUACAGUAGCAGCUAUCUCUGUUGUGAAGCUGAACUGCUUUAUCAAAGGGCAGCUUUGUCUUGGUUGGAUCUCAUCAUGAUAGAUGCGUUCAUUCACUAUGAGAGGUCUCAGGAAUGAUUCACUUCUGCGCUGAGCAUGGACAGGGCAUGUGCAUCUCUAUUGACGUCACUCUUCAUAGAUCACCAUUGUGUGGUCCUCUUCUCUGAGUGACUGGAGCUUGCCACUGCCAGAUUGCAGUGCUCCUCAGCUUUUUCUACCAGAGACAGGCAUGUAAGGGGUUUUUCUGAGGAUAAAUUUUAAAUAAAAACUUGAACUUGAAAACGUAUUAAGUUAUGUCAUUAAUUUAGACAGACCUUGUCUGCAAUAUUCCAGGGAAUUGUCAGAGUGCGUGCUCUUUUAAGCUCAAAGGAAGCUAGCUUCUUUUCUUUUUAAUUUCCUAUUUGGCAACAGUUUUAAUAGUGUUUAUUUAAUACACUCCUCUCUAACUUAUGUAAUGACCCAUGUAAUCCGUGAUGUGGAAAAUAAUCGUCUUUCAUAAAGAGUUGGCCUGCCUGCUGCUCUCUGGCGUUAGCCUGACAGUGUUUAUUGGAAUUGCUCAUGACGUGUGAUACGUAGGGCCCUCGGCCGAGGUCAGGUGCUGCCUAACCUCUGGAUGAGCUGGCUGACCUGUGGACCCUCAGACCUAAGGUAACAGCAACAUUACAUAGUUAAUAUAACACUGAGAGAGUGUCUGCCCAUACAGAGGAUAGGAGAGGAGGAGGGGUGUAGGGGAGGAAGAGGAGAGAGAAGGAAGGAAGAGGAGGAAAGUUUGGGGAAGAAGAGUUGAGAUGGGUGGAGAUGCAAUGUGUAAAAAAAAAAACGUCAGUAUGUCUGGGUUGUCUGGGGUGACCAAACUCAACUGUGAGUAGUAUGGUACCUGACCUGUGAAUAAGUAUUUUCACACAGGAGCGAUGACGUGCACGUACAACAUCACCUAUAUGUCAGGUAGGAUACACAGUGCUGCUAUUAUGUUAAGUAGACAGUUGACACAGCAAAAAACACACUACUGUAUACACGGAUGAUCACCUCUCUACGCUGUUGCUUCCAGUACAUAUUCUGAGUAAUAGGCACUUGUCUCUGGCGUGUUGGAGUGGUGUGUAAAGUGUCAUUCCAUUUGUCGUGCCCUGCUGUUUGUCUAAUGUAGGUCAUGUGAUUGGAAGUCCUCAGAGUUGGAUUCUAGGGUUAAUAAGUGGUGUCUGAUUUCCCCAGGUCUCAGAGGAUUGCGGAUGUGGCAGAAAUAGCCUCAGAUGAAGCAUUACUGUACUUUUUAGCUUUCAAGGGAAGCUGAACAACCACAUAAAUGCAAGAAGCAACACACAUUUCAAUGUUAAUCAGUGCAUGCCACAAUCUGUUGCAUCUGAACAGUCAAUAGUCAUUAGAAUAGGGUGCUUACACAGUAGACCUGGGUGAACUCCAAGUGAUCAUCUGUCACUGACUGAAGUGUGAACACCAUCUCUCUCCAUGCCCAGAGUGAGCACAUUCACUGACACAGCACUGGCAAAUCUCAAGAAAAAACUGUGCUUGCCCCACCAAUGUUCAUCUUUCAAAAGAAAACCCCAUCCAUGAAGAGAAGCGCAGAGCGAUUGGAGGAGGGCUCAGUUAUGGGAAUCAGUCCAAACAAACGAGUCAGAUCGCUCACCUACCCUAACCCUAACAACAGAAUCAGGAAAGGCUCCUGUGACAGCAGUAGACGAGUGCGAUCAAGCGCUCUCUCUUUUCCCCCGCGUCCUCCAGUCUCAAGAUCAAAUGUCUUCAUGCCCUCAAGUCUCUGCAGCCAGACCAACAUUUCCCAAAACAAAGUGUCACCUCUGAACAGGGUCAGAAGGUCAUUACUUCAGCCUGCACGUCUCCUCGCCCCUCAGCCCAGGAACAACAUCUCACAGCCACACCUAUCUGAGGUCAGCCAUGACCUUUCAGACGAUUGCUGCAGCGUCACAACUGACCACUCCUCCACUGUGAGUGUAUUACAUCUGAAGACGUUCCCUCAAGUUCACAGAGCUACGUGGUGUCAGAGACACCGUUUAGUUCCCAGCAAUGAUUCUGAACCUGCUGACCUCUCUGCUGACCUCUGGUUCACCCUCUACAGAUUGAAGGCAGACACUAUUACCUCAGACAGGGUCCAGUUUGUAUUUGGGGAAAACAUGGGCGCGAGAGUUUUGAGACCACAGAAAUUGCCCAGCAGUGAACAUUCUGAUUGCAGCUCCUCUAAUUCUGAGUCCUCCACCUUUGAGACAAGGCAUAAAGGUGCUGUGUGGAACAGCCUGAGGGAGUCUGCUGCAGCUUACACAGAGUCCUGUGGGAGGCAGCGUGUGCUCAGGCGGGUUCAGCUGUUCACUGGGGAGGAGAAGGAGAGCAAUGUGGUCCAGCUGACCUGCAGACUGUUUGUUCUGGAAAAUGGAACUCAGGCAUGGAAUGAGCGAGGGAGAGGAGUCCUGCGACUCAAUGAUCUAAUGGCAGGGACCAAAGGAGGGCUGCAGUCCAGGAUAGUGAUGAGGCACCAGGGCAGUCUGAAAGUCAUCCUCAACACUAAGCUCUGGCCCCACACACACCUGCGUCGCCCCGCCCGUCGGAACCUCCAGGUGACGGCCACCGACGUGGAGACCCAGGCCAUCCGGGUGUUCCUCAUCCAGGCCAGCGCCAGGGACGUGGCUCGCCUCUACGUAGCCAUCCACCAUCGGCUGGUAGCCCUACGGUCCAGUGCUGCUGGGAGGGAGGCAGGGGCUGCAGGGGGCAGGACCAGGGAGGGACACUGCAACAGUGAGAAUGAGGAAGAGGAGGAGCAGGAAGAGCAGAGACAACGGCAAGAACGAGAAGGGCUGCUAGUGACACGAUUGCGACCUGUGGUUUCUGAUUGGAUACACAGUAAACCCCGUUUGGAAUCUUGGUGACAUGACAUUAUACUGACCUGGACCAUGCAACAGUUUGUGGUGUCAUCACAUCUGAACAGAACUUUUAACCAUCAUGGAACAAAACAUCAAGAGACAGCUUUCAAAAAUAAAUACUAGCAUUUACUGAGCUACCAUGACUACCUUUUGCCAAAAGAAGAUAUAUUACAUGACCAAAAGUAUGUGGACACCUGCUUGUCAAACAGCUGAUUCCAAAAUCAUGGGCAUUGAUAUGGAGUUGGUCCCCCGCUUUGCUGCUGUAACAACCUCCACUCUUCUGGGAAGGCUUUCCAUUAGAUGUUGGAACAUUGCUGCAAGGACUUCCUUCCAUUCAGCCACAAGAGCAUUAGUGAGGUCAGGCACUGAUGUUGGCUCGCAGUCGGUGCGUCAUUUCUUCCCAAAGGUGUUAGAUGGUGUUGAGGUCAGGGUUCUAUGCAGGCCAGUCAAGUUCUUCGACACCGAUAGCUUUGUGCAUGGGGUCAUUGGCAUGCUGAAACAGGGAAGGGCCUUCCCCAAACUGUUGCCACAAAGUUGGAAACACAGAAUCGUCUAGAAUGUCAUUGUAUGCUGUAGCGUUAGCGUCCUAGCCUGAACCAUGAAAAACAGCCACAGACCAAUAUUCCUCCUCCGCCAAACUUUACAGUUGGCACUAUGCAUUCGUGCAGGUAGCGUUCUCCUGGCAUCCGCCAAACCUAGAUUUGUCCGUCGGACCACCAGAUGGUGAAGCGUGAUUCAUCACUCCAGAUAACGCGUUUCCACUGCAGAGGCCAAUGGCAGCGAGCUUUACACCACUCCAGCCGACGCUUGGCAUUGUGCAGGGUGAUCUUAGGCUUGUGUGCGGCUGCUCGGCCAUGGAAACCCAUUUGAUGAAGCUCCUGACGAACAGUUAUUGUGCUGACAUUGUUUCCAGAGGCAGUUUGGAACUAACUAGUGAGUGUUGCAACCGAGGACAGAAUUUUUGCUGAGGCUCAUAGACCAGGGUUCCCCAAUUGGCGGCCCACGUAUGGUGGUUUUAUAUGGCCCUCAGAGUUUCUGAGCAAAAAAAAACAACAAAUAUACACUUAAAAUUCAAUGUUGGACAUAAUUUAUCUUAAUUUUGGAGAAUCUGUUCUAGUAUUCCAACGCAUAAUAUAGAAAUGUGAUUGUAUACCAAGGUAAGCAAGGUUUGAAAUUGUUUUAGUCAAAUUAUAUCUGUGAGAUUCUUGCGGUCAAUUUGCAGUCUACAAUUGAUCUUUAAUCAUGACCUGGUCCUCCGACCAUCUGCUGAGGAAAAAUAAAUAAAUUGGCCCGCGGCUGAAUCUAGUUGAUGAUCCCUGUCCUAUACAUUUCCACUUCACAAUAACCGCACUUACAGUUGAACGGGGCAGCUCUAGCAGGGCAGAAAUUUGAUGAACUGACUUGUUGGAAAGGUGGCAUCCUAUGACAGUGCCACAGUGUAAGUCACUGAAAUCUUCAGUAAGACUGCCAAUGUUUGUCUAUGGAGAUUGCAUGGCGGUGUGCCUGAUUUUAUAUACCUGUCAGCAACGGGUGUGGCUGAAAUGGCAGAAUACACUAAUUUGAAGAGGUAUCCACAUACUUUUGUAUAUAAAGUGUACCUUUGUGUUGACAUUACUAUAUUGCUGUACUUAGUUGUGUACUUUACCAAAUUGUGGCAGUGUGCAAUGAGAGGGUAUACUGCCACAUUUCUAUUAUGCAUUUAUAAUGAAUAAGUGCUAUUUGUGGCCGAGGCACCCACAUUACUUACUGGAAACCUAUUUGGAAUGUUUUCAAAAUAUUUUGUUAUUCUAUAUUUUGGGGGGAAAAACUUUAACCAUUUUUAGAUCUUUCACUACAAAUAUAUUAGAAUGUCUUUACUUAGUGCCUUCAGAAGGUAUUCAGACACCUUGACUUUUUACACAUUUAGUUAGGUUACAGCCUUAUUCUAAAGUUGAUUAAAUAGUUUUCCCCCUCAAUCUAUACACAAUAACAAAGCAAAUAUGGGUUUUAAGAAAUGUUGGCACAUUUAUUAAAAAUAAAAAACAAAUAUAUUUA
Messenger RNA from Oncorhynchus kisutch (coho salmon), 5732 nucleotides. Its product is annotated as ran-binding protein 3-like. Gene Ontology annotation, biological process: protein export from nucleus. The record is from RefSeq and is a predicted model, not a curated record. NCBI's taxonomy places the organism in Eukaryota, Metazoa, Chordata, Actinopteri, Salmoniformes, Salmonidae. The coding region runs from base 2349 to 3704 and encodes 451 amino acids. The transcript has 15 exons.